Clupea harengus (Atlantic herring) is the source of this 1078-nucleotide messenger RNA. RefSeq names its product Ras suppressor protein 1 (gene rsu1). Gene Ontology annotation, molecular function: protein binding. The record is from RefSeq and is a predicted model, not a curated record. Gene Ontology annotation, cellular component: cytoplasm. NCBI's taxonomy places the organism in Eukaryota, Metazoa, Chordata, Actinopteri, Clupeiformes, Clupeidae.
GAGAGAGGGAUAAAUAACUUUGUAAAAUAGGCAGAAGACAGACACAGUGGGAGGGAAACACAAUUCAGUGAUCGAGCACCAAGACAGCCUCUCUGCUCCACGCCUGGGUUUUAUGCAGGGAAAGGGAGAAAAGAAGAGUGAGGAAGAGGCUCAGGUUGCCUCGUCUGAUUUGGAGCCGCCAGGACUCAGGCCAAAGAAUGUGUCUCCCACGGAAGAAAAUGUCUAAGUCGUUGAAGAAAAUCGUGGAGGAGAGUCGGGAAAAGAAUGUGCCCGAGGUGGAUAUGUGUGACAGGGGGAUAUCAAACAUGUGUGACGUCCCAGGACUGUUUACCCUGUCCAACAUCACUCAGUUGGUCCUAAGUCACAACAAGCUCACAACUGUGCCCCCGAACAUUACGGAGCUGAAGAACCUGGAGGUGUUGAACAUGUUCAACAACCAGAUCGAGGAGCUGCCCACCCAGAUCAGCAGCCUGCAGAAGCUCAAGCACCUCAACCUGGGGAUGAACAGGCUGAGUACCCUGCCCCGUGGCUUUGGCUCCCUACCGGCCCUGGAGGUUCUGGAUAUCACCUACAAUAACCUUAACGAGUCCUCCCUGCCUGGAAACUUCUUCUACCUCACCACCCUGCGCGCACUCUAUCUCAGUGACAACGACUUCGAGGCCCUGCCCGCCGACAUCGGCAAACUGGCCAAGCUGCAGAUUCUGAGUCUGAGGGAUAAUGACAUCAUAUCUCUCCCCAAAGAGAUUGGAGAUCUGGCCCAGCUCAAGGAGCUGCACAUCCAGGGCAACCGCCUCACUGUCCUUCCCCCAGAGCUGGGUAACUUGGACCUGACAGGACCUAAGCAGGUGUUCAAGGCGGAGAAUAACCCCUGGGUGACCCCCAUCGCUGACCAGUUCCAGCUGGGGGUGUCUCACGUGUUUGAGUACGUCCGCUCCGAGACCUACAAGUAUCUGUACGGGCGACACAUGCAGGCCAACCCUGAGCCCCCGAAGAAGAACAACGACAAAUCCAAGAAAAUCAGCCGCAAGCCGCUGGCCGCCAAGAACAAGUGAGGGGGAGAGAAGAGAAGAAGAAGAAG